AUGGCUACGACAUCUAGAAACGCCAAAGGCGCCGCCAAUGCGUCGAUAUCCAAAAAGCGAAAGCGCCAAUCGAGCGACACCGGCACGAAAAGACCGGCCCCCGGCAGCCCGGCACCAGCGCGUUCGCACCAGGACACCGGUCAUUUCAAAGAGGGCGAGUCGGUCAGGGAAUGCGCCAAGCCUUACCUUCUAGCAGUGGCGGAGAUGCCGCUGGACGCCUUCGACACGACCUGGAGCAUUGGUCGGAAUCGUGGGCUCGACCUGGGGCACGUCCGCGAACUGAAGGAGACGUUUAGGAAGGUCGGCAUCGAGCGGCGCGCACCCGAGAACCGACUUAUCGGCCUCUGCAGUGCCGAGCAGGUACGGCGCAUGCGGGAGCGGAGCGACAGUCAGGGCGUCUAUGCCCACUCCGACUGGACCGAGACCAACGCUGGCAUGAAGGUGGAGUUGAUGGCGGGCCAGCACCGUAUACAGGCUUUCCGGGAGUAUGUCAAGGACACGGGAUCACCAGAAGGAGCAGUGCUAUGGUGGACAUGCGAACUUUACGACAAAGAUCGGCUGCCGCAUGACCUCAACGUGAAGUUGCGCGUCAAUCGCAGAGACCCGAGCCUGCCCGACAACCACGGGCAGAUCUGGACGCAGCUUGUGUUGGUUGCUCCCAAGGGGGCAGGCGAUCGCCUGGAGGACCGCGUGGGCGUCGACAUCAAACUCGUCGAGGCACUCCGCCUCGGUGGGGAGAAGAAUUUCCCGACACGCCGGCUUGUGACGCUCUGGAACCACACCAGGUGGCGGGACAUGGUAACACGCUGGUGCAGUACAAGGCUGGGGCUCGAGACCUUCAACAUCUCGGUGUUUGAAUGGAUGUCCAGCCUGCGUAUGGAUGACUAUUGGUUCGGAAAACUGGACGCCGUCCUUCAAACACUCCAGGCGCUGCCACUAGACGACACCAACGCACUCGGGCACCGAGACUGGCAGCUUAUAGCAACAGGCCUUCACGGGGCGGGCCGCACCGCCCAGGAGGUCGAGUCUGUAUUUUACGUGACGGACGGGAGCCAGCGUGUCCGGGUCGAGGGUUUACUCCCGGCACUGGACGACGACCAGUAUGGCGAGGUGUGCCGGGCCAUCGCCUCGAACACGUACAAACCGGCCUUUCCGGAUCUCAAAAGGCUGAUCCGGAGCAGCAGGGUGGAGGCGUACGUCAUGGCGCGCGUCCUACAGCACGUUGUCGCGUGGAUCGACCUGGAGAGCGCUCUCGCCAUCGACCAGGUAAACCCCAAGGCCAAGAACAAGCCGCUAAUCAGGGAUAACCUGGCCGCCGCCCUCAAGAGCCUGGCCCGAUCAAGGGGUGCGGGGGACUACCCGGACGACACCAGCUUGCGCCUGCAGCAACGCGUCCUAAACUUCGCCCGGGACAGCCUGGCCGACUUCCGGGCGGCGGACGUACAAGCGCUCCUCGACGACGAAGUCUCCCUCGUCAAAACAACUGCGUAUGGCACCCGCUUCGCGUACGCCCCGUGGGCUCAGCUGCUUCGGCUCACACGGAGGAUAACCGACUCGGGCAGGUGCCAAGCCGUACUGCGUCCUGGAUGGCAAACCGACCAUCCAAAGUAUCAGGGGGGAUCUCAUAAACCACCCUCGCCACUCGUAAAGGCGUUCUGCGUCAAUGUUUUCAAGACUGUGGACCGACCCGAGCUGCACACUCCCAAUGCGAUGCUUGCCGUCCAACGCAAGAUUGAGGAGACGAUUGCCGCCCACACGGCCGAGAUCUUGGCUGGGGGGAAUGGUGGUGCUGGGUCGCAGCCGACGGAGCCGGGGGGGCUUCCCUGUCCUGACGACGCAAGUAUCGGCUCUAGCCCCGAACCGUCGUCCGGCCAUGUCUCAGAUGCGUCCCUGCCAGCAAGUAACAGGAUUCGGGGGCAACAGCAGCGGCAAGCGUCGACACCCAGCCAAGCAUCGUCGGACCACAGCGGCAUCGAGCGACCGGGAGACGGUGAGGACCCAGUCCAAUCCGCCACCAAGAAGGGAGUUUCAGGGCGCGAUCAACAGGCGCAAGGCGUGCAGGCGAGCGGGUCGGACCUGCUGCCGCCAUCUGCAGACCAAGACCGGAUCGGUGAUGAGGUGUUUGUUCCCAGAUGGCGGCGGGAAGUAAAAAGUGCGGGGAAGAAGGGGUCCAGACCAAGAAUUAAUUAG
Messenger RNA from Colletotrichum chrysophilum, 2190 nucleotides. RefSeq lists its product as uncharacterized. Lineage: Eukaryota; Fungi; Ascomycota; Sordariomycetes; Glomerellales; Glomerellaceae. The transcript is spliced from 2 exons. The record is from RefSeq and is a predicted model, not a curated record. Bases 1 to 2190 code for a protein of 729 amino acids.